Molecule: messenger RNA, 537 nt
Organism: Fusarium sp. VM40
Lineage: Eukaryota; Fungi; Ascomycota; Sordariomycetes; Hypocreales; Nectriaceae
Source: the annotation of a GenBank genome assembly
AUGAGUGUCGUGCCAUCAACUGGUCUUCUUCGAAAACUCUACCAGGAUGGUGCUCAAAAUAUCGAGUCUCAGCCCUCCCCAUUCUGGCAAACUUGGUUGCGAAGAGCGUUUCAUGAAGAGAAUUACACGGUCACGUGUGGCAUGCCUCGAGACGAAUCCCUCACAAGGGUCGAGACGGAGGUGCAUAGAUACGAUGAAAGCGAUGAUACUUUGUCGACUGUGCUCUGCAUUGAGCUUAGAAUAUUCUCUGCCAGUGUUAGGCAAGUCGAGUCUCAAGCGCUAGAUGCGGCCAGACGAUGCAUCAGAGCAAACAAUCUGAGAUCUGUAAAUGUCAUGACAACAGUUGGCGCAUCUUUCCGCUGUUGGACUGUCUACAACACCGAAACUCCAUCGCUCGUAUCAUUCAACGGUGGUUCUGCUGAUGCAAACCAGGACCAAUACAUUGAUGCGGACUCUUAUGAGGCCGAAGCGCUGACAAGAUUUGUUGACACCGUCAAGAACCAUCCUCCGCUCUGCAAUACACCUGUUCCGAGUUAA